Messenger RNA from Trematosphaeria pertusa, 396 nucleotides. RefSeq lists its product as uncharacterized. NCBI's taxonomy places the organism in Eukaryota, Fungi, Ascomycota, Dothideomycetes, Pleosporales, Trematosphaeriaceae. The annotation marks the transcript as partial. The record is from RefSeq and is a predicted model, not a curated record. The transcript has a single exon.
GAGGCCUUGCAGAAAGAGCGCGAAGCCGAGACUCCGGAACUGGAUUGCUUUGCCUACUUUGAGCACGACUACAAGUACGUAUGCGAACAGGAGCACCAGCUGCUUACGCUCGUCCGAGUCGACCGACUCCGAGACACGAUCACGGACGCUGAGUAUCACGAGAUCGAACUCGACUUCUACCGCUCGGUAUACGCCCAGAUGGUUCACGAUAAACUGCUCGGCAAGCACAAGACAGACGGCGAGCUCACGCUAGAUGGCCUUCGAGGGAUGAAGGCAUCAUAUAGACGAAUGCUAGCAGCAAAUGGGCUCACUGGCGAUGCAUUGAGGGAAAAGCGGCUGGAGAUUACGAAUCAGAAGUACUGGAAACCAGAGGCCGAGCUUCUUCAGCAAAAAGCC